Messenger RNA from Lytechinus variegatus (green sea urchin), 2801 nucleotides. It is a transcript of the gene tfip11, whose product is annotated as tuftelin-interacting protein 11-like. Gene Ontology annotation, biological process: spliceosomal complex disassembly. Gene Ontology annotation, cellular component: U2-type post-mRNA release spliceosomal complex. The record is from RefSeq and is a predicted model, not a curated record. The transcript has 15 exons. NCBI's taxonomy places the organism in Eukaryota, Metazoa, Echinodermata, Echinoidea, Temnopleuroida, Toxopneustidae. Gene Ontology annotation, molecular function: nucleic acid binding. The coding region runs from base 176 to 2584 and encodes 802 amino acids.
CACACAUUGGCACGCAAUUGAUGAAGUUGCCAGAGUUAUUGUGGUUAUUUGGCACGAAAUUCAAGGUUUUCUUACCAGAUAUUCACGGUGUAGGCUGCUGGACCACUUUUGGACAUUUGUAAGAUAUAAUAUUCUGACUAGGGUAGCCUGAGACGAACGUUGGGUGAGAUCAACGAUGGAUAGUGACGAUGAGAAGGAAGCGUUUGAAGUCACCGAUUAUGACAUCGCUAACGAGUUCAACCCCAAUCGACCUCAAGGGAGACAGACUAAGGCCCAGGCCAUCUAUGGUAUGUGGGCACAGGAUAGCGAUGAGGAGAACGAAAGAGUUGGACUAGGCGGAGGAUCGCGGGGCGGAGGAUUUGAUCCUUUAGGAGACAUGGCUUUCAUCAGUAGAGGGUUCAAAGGCGACAACAAGAAAGACGAGGAUGCAGAGGGUGAUGAAAAUGAUGACGACGAACCUUCAACAAGCGCCGGCAAAGCGCCUAAAACCCAGGCUCAGAAGAGACAUGCCAAGCUGAUGAAAGCAGACAAGGAGUUUGCAAAGUGGCAGAAGUACACCACAGGAAUCGGAGAAAAGCUUCUCAUUCAGAUGGGGUAUAUUCCAGGCAAAGGUCUCGGCAAAGCAAACCAAGGUAUCGUUCGCCCCGUAGAGGCUACCAAGCAUAAAGGCAAAGGAGCCAUCGGUCAUGGUCGACCACUGCGGCAGACCAUCGUCUCGGACGAGGAGAUCGACGACGAGGAGAUAGCGAGGAAACUCGGCAAACCUGUAGCAGCUAAGGGAGCAGCCAAAUGGAAGAAAACCGAUGUCAAAGGUCAAAAGAACUAUGUAUACAAGACAGUGGAUGAGGUCAAACGGACAGGGAUAUCCAAGAAACAGCCCAAGUCUCUCCCAAACCAACGACUUACAAAUGUGAAAGUGAUCGAUAUGACCGGACCGGAGCAGCGUGUUCUGUCCGGGUACUCUGAGAUCUCUAAAGGUCACGACAAGCCCGUAGAGACGUUUGAAUCUGUCGAGGCGGGGAAGAAGACGUUUGAGAUGCCGGAGCUGAUGCAUAACUUGGAUCUUCUUGUUGAGAUGGCGGAGCAGAGGAUUAUUAAGCAUGAUAGACAAUUACAUCAUGAGGAUGAUAUGAUCGUGAACCUUCAGCAUGAGAAUCAGAAGACAGGUCAAAUCUUGGAGCAAGAACAAGCCGUCAUCGAUAGAUUAUCAACGGUCGUUGAGGUUGUAGAGAGUCUCGCUGAGAGGUCAACCUCGGGACAUACUAACCCGGUGACCUUGAAUGACUUUGAGGAAAGUUUAAAGAGGCUUCGGGAGGACAUGGCUGAAGAGUGGAAAGCCUUUCAACUUGUCGAUAUAACUAUAGCCCUGGUCUUUCCAUUGAUCCAAGCUGAGCUCCGUGACUGGAAACCCAUCAGUGAGACCAAGAAGCACCUGGACCUGUUCCAGACGUGGAAAGAUAUCCUAGACUCACCAGACUGUCAGCUAAUCAUCCAGGACCAUCCCGCUAUAACCGCUUACGAGAGACUGGUCUGGGAAGAGUGGAUGCCCGUUGUUAGGAGAGGAAUCACUGGAUGGAAUGUUCAUGAUUGUGAUCCUCUGAUUGAGUUUUUAGAGAACUGGCUCCCUCUUGUUCCCCGUUGGAUCCUUGAUAACAUCCUUGACCAACUCAUCUUCCCCAAACUACAGAGGGCGGUAGAGAGUUGGAAUCCGCUGACAGAUGUUGUACCUAUACACUCCUGGCUCCACCCAUGGUUACCGUUGCUAGGUGAGCAGCUAGCUCCUCUCUACAUCCCGAUCCGACAGAAGUUUGGUUCGGCUCUCAGGGACUGGCAUCCUAGCGAUAGCUCGGCUAAAACUAUCCUGUUGCCAUGGAAACCAGUAUUCUCCAAAGGAACCAUGGAAGCUUUUGUAAUAAGGCAUAUCGUUCCCAAGUUGGCCAUGUGCUUACAGCAGUUUGUGGUCAAUCCGUACCAGCAACAUCUAGAACCCUUUGAAUGGGUGAUGGCGUGGGAAGACUUCAUGCCCCGCCCAACGCUGGUCAAACUCUUCGAGACCAAUUUCUUGACGAAGUGGCUUCAAGUCUUGUGUUCUUGGCUGAACAACAGUCCUAACUACCAAGAAGUGGUUUCCUGGUAUAGUGGCUGGAAGAAACUAUUCCCUGACUACCUGCAUGCUGAACCAGGAAUCAAAUCAUUCUUCAACCAAGCCUUGGAUGUAAUGAAGAGAUCUGUGAGUGGAUCAGGACCGGUCCAGGUGAACCGUCCACCUCCACCCCCAGGACCGCCCCCUACCGCACCGCCACCGCCAUCACAACCAAUCAGCAAAUGGAAUAACGAGCCUGUAAUGGUAAAGAGCUCGACCUCUGGGAUUCCAACAACUUUCAAAGAUCUUCUGGAAAGGAAGGCGGCCGAGAGUGGAAUCUUAUUUGCACCUACCCAGCGUCGGCAAGAAGGAAAGACGGUGUAUAACUUUGGCCAUCUUCUGAUGUAUAUUGACCGUGGGGUAUCGUACGUCCAGCAAGGCGGUGACUGGACACCAACAUCUAUCUAUACCAUGAUUGAUCUGGCUCAUAAAGGAUCGUGACAUCAUUAAGACUGAUUAUGACGUAGUAAAGACUGAUUGUGACAUCAUGAAGACUUUGGUUGUGACAUCUUUCAACGGAAGUUGUGACAUGAUACAGACAGUAUCUGAAACCCUGAAACAUGAAUAAAUUGGAUAUGGCAUCUAAGGAUAUUGGCUGUGACAUCAUCAAGGUAUCCAUUGUGACAUCAUAGAGAGAACGAUUGUGACAUCUUGAAAC